Messenger RNA from Condylura cristata (star-nosed mole), 2294 nucleotides. It is a transcript of the gene P2RY14, whose product is annotated as purinergic receptor P2Y, G-protein coupled, 14. Bases 205 to 1221 code for a protein of 338 amino acids. The transcript has 3 exons. NCBI's taxonomy places the organism in Eukaryota, Metazoa, Chordata, Mammalia, Eulipotyphla, Talpidae. Gene Ontology annotation, molecular function: G protein-coupled purinergic nucleotide receptor activity. The record is from RefSeq and is a predicted model, not a curated record. Gene Ontology annotation, biological process: G protein-coupled receptor signaling pathway. Gene Ontology annotation, cellular component: membrane.
GUAUAUUUCCCUCAACAUCAGAUGAUACACUCAGUUGCUGAUCCACUUUUGUGUACAGAGACCGUAACAGACUGGAAAAAUUGGAUAAUCAGUAUAAAGGACUCUGACCACUUCAAGAUGACAAGUAUGCACUGGACUAAAUUACUUCAUUGAAAAGAAAUCUCAUUAAAAAUUUUAUAAAGGCCUCGCCUUCAAAGUUACAAGAUGUCAAAUUCCACCAGCACACAACCUCCAGAGGAGCUCUGCCCAAGAAACAUACUCAUAACUCAGCAAAUCAUUCCUGUGUUGUACAGUGUGGUCUUUGCUGCAGGGUUUGUGCUGAAUGGUGUGUCCGGGUGGAUAUUCCUUCACGUUCCCAGUUCAAAGAGCUUCAUUGUCUAUCUCAAGAACAUCGUUGUUGCUGACUUUGUGAUGAACCUGACAUUUCCUUUCAAAAUUCUCAAUGACUCAGGCAUAGGCCCCUGGCAGUUGAAUGUGUUUGUAUGUAGGGUCUCUGCUGUGCUCUUCUACGUCAACAUGUAUGUCAGCAUCGUGUUCUUUGGGUUCAUUGGCUACGACAGGUAUUACAAAAUCGUAAAGCCUCUUUCAACUUCUUUCAUCCAAUCAGUGAAUUACAGCAAACUCCUGUCAUUAAUGGUGUGGCUGCUGAUAAUCCUCCUCGCCAUUCCCAACAUAAUCCUGACCAACCAAAGAGUCAAGGAUGUGACACGAAUAGAAUGUAUGGAACUUAAAAGUGAACUGGGAUUGAAGUGGCACACAGCAUCAAAUUACAUCUUUGUGGGCACCUUCUGGAUUGUGUUUAUUCUGUUAAUCAUUUUCUAUACUGCUAUCACAAGGAAAAUCUUUAAGUCCCACCUUAAGUCUAGAAAGAAUUCCAUUUCAGUCAAAAAGAAAUCUAGCCGCAAUAUAUUCAGCAUCAUGCUGGUAUUUGCUGUCUGCUUUGUGCCCUAUCAUGUUGCCAGGAUCCCCUACACUCAGAGCCAAACAGAACCUUAUUACAAGUGCCAGUUAAAAGAAAUCUUGCUCUAUGUAAAGGAAUUCACUCUAUUAUUGUCAGCAGCUAAUGUAUGCCUGGAUCCCAUUAUCUAUUUCUUUCUAUGCCAGCCAUUUAGAGAAAUCUUAUGUAAGAAAUUGCAUAUCCCACUAAAAUCUCGGCAUAAUUCAGAAAACUCCAAAACCAAACGAGGAAAUACAAUCCAUGAAAGUACAGAUACUUUGUGAAUUUCUACUUCCUUUCAAAUUAAGUCCAUGCAUACAGACUCUAAUCCUCAUUACAAUAAGCGAAUAAAAAAGGGACUAUGAUCAUGUCAUGUCUAAGCAAAACUGACCAAUUUAAUACAAUAAUGAACCUAAAUAUGUAAGUUUACAUCUCUGUUGUAACAUCAAAGAAGAAAAUAAAACAUUAUUCAAUCUAACCCCAUUAAAAUAAGUUUAAGUUUAUAAUCACUAGUCACUUAAUGUAGUACUUUAAAAAACAAACAAAACAGCAACUAAGGCCAUUCACAGAGGCAUAAUUCUUCACUAGCAUAUGUUAUCUUUUUCAACAGGGUCAUUAAAGAGCAACUUAAAAGCAGGCAUGGUUUAAGAAAAGACCAGAGACAGGUUUACAGUGAAAAAAGAAAAGUUUCCUCUGACUCAAAAAAGAUCAGGAUUUUAAAAUCAGGAUUAAAAGAACAACUAGAAAAAUCACUUUCAUGGGAAAGCAAAUAUAAAUAAAUUAGGUACUUCCCAAUAAAAAGCGAGAUUUUUUUUUUUUCUGAUAGCAUUUUGAGGAAGGCAUAUAUAUUUUAAAAAUGCUUCCACUAUUUAAGUCACUUAAUGUCCCUGGAGCUCUGGUUUUAAAUAUUAUCCAAGCAGAGUCUGAUUAGAAACUGGGUAAUGGCAUUUGUUGCAAUGUCACUGAUAGGGUCAAUGAUAUGGGGAAAAAAAGGAAGAUGACCUGGGGGAAAAAACACGUACACAUACCCUGGCAGGCUAUACAUAUUAUCUUAUUCUUCAGGGGCAGAGAGGCAGCUUUUCCAAAUGUAGCUAGAACUUGAUAUAAAGAAAAUCUAAAAUUUAUAGUAAUGACUGAGAAAUUAUACAUUAAAAGGAAAAUUCACCUUUCAUAUUCCCUGAAAAACGUAUGAUUAAAUAUAUGAAGAUACAGGAUAUAUUUACUAGCUAAUAAGUGAAAAAUAAAACUAAAUUCUUUCUGUGAGUAACAGGCUACAAGACGUUCAACGCCAAUUUUCAAAUGUUCUUCCCAUACAGUUUUAUAAGUCAUGUUUAUAAAAUAUAUUUUAUUUACUGCA